AUGCUGGAAAAAUUGAAUGACAGAUUCCCAAAGAAACUUAUACAAACCUAUUCUGUGUUUCCAAAUCUUGAUGAAAUCUCUGAUGUGGUUGUGCAACCAUAUAACUCUCUUUUGACUUUAAAGAGGCUCACACAGAAUGCAGAUUGUGUGGUUGUCCUGGAUAACACAGCUUUGCAUCGAAUCGCUUGUGACCGUCUUCAUAUUGAAAAUCCAACAUUUGCACAGAUCAACUCGUUGGUCUCUACAGUGAUGUCCACAAGUACUGCUACUUUGCGUUAUCCUGGAUACAUGAACAAUGAUUUGGUGGGGUUGAUUGCCUCCCUGAUUCCAACACCACGUCUUCAUUUCUUGAUGACUGGAUACACUCCUCUAACAACAGAUUCACAAGUUGCUAGUGUGAGGAAGACAACAGUCUUUGAUGUUAUGAGGCGACUGUUGCAGCCAAAGAAUAUGAUGGUGUCUACUCCCAUCCACCGUCAAGACAAGCAUUGCUACAUUUCUAUAUUAAAUAUUAUUCAAGGUGAAGUCGACCCAACACAGGUGCACAAAAGUUUACAGCGAAUUCGAGAGCGUAAGCUUGCCCAGUUUAUUUCAUGGGGUCCUGCCAGCAUCCAGGUAGCAUUGUCACGAAAAUCUCCUUACAUCCCAACUGCCCAUCGCGUCAGUGGACUAAUGUUGGCUAAUCACACCAGCAUCUCUUCGGUUAGUUUACUUUCUUACUAA
Messenger RNA from Acanthosepion pharaonis, 723 nucleotides. NCBI's taxonomy places the organism in Eukaryota, Metazoa, Mollusca, Cephalopoda, Sepiida, Sepiidae. The record is from the annotation of a GenBank genome assembly.